AUGUCUACACGUAGCGGUAAGCAGGCAUCGAUGUGUGGGAAGAAGCGGCUGAAGUCGGUGAGCGACAUUAUCAACGAACAGUUUAGUGGGAAUGGUGCUGAGAGGAAUGAUAUGGACGCGUGGGAUGAGCUGGGUGGCGACAAGCCGCAGAUUGACGACUAUUACGAGGGAAAUGACAGCGGUAAUGAGGGAGCGGAUGACUUUGAUGGAAUGCCCCCACUAUCAACUACCAAGCGCCGUCGCACAGAACACAAACUUCCACAACGAAAAGAAGAAAAACGCCUUCGUCGGCGCGGUCCGUUAGAUCCAUCACUCUCUGCGGGAGAUUACGCCGCCACUCCGGUCGACGUGGAGGCAGCAAUGGACGGGAUAUUUGGAGCACUCGAAAUGGGCGAGGACGAUGAGGAGGACAUAUCGGGUGAAGGCGAUGCCAAAGGUUCAAAAAGGGGGGGAGGACGCAAGUACGAGACGGAGGAGCAAUACGUCAAGUGGCUGGAGGCGCAGCAGGCGAAAAAAUUAUCGAAGCGUCCUGAUUCUGGUCUUACAGAGGAAGAUGAUAUUCUACAACAGUUGGAAUCGUUGCGCAGUGCGCAGGUGGAGUUGCUACAUAAGCAGGAAUCAGGCGAUACCUCUAACCCGCAGGCAAGAGAGCGGGAGCAAGUACAAAAGGCCAUUCACCACUAUGUGAUGGUGUACUCGCAGUUGCUUAGGAUGCGUAUAAAGCUUCAACCCGUGGUCGCGCGCGCAGUUACCUUCCCGCAAUAUUAUGCACUGAAAGACUUUCUUCAAAAUGGUGAUGAAACAAUAAAGAAAGAGACGAAGGUAGUUACAGGCUCCCUCAAGGAACUCCUCGGCACCUUUCUUUCCUUGGCAGCAGGGGGAAAGAAGGGGGAGGACAACGGCAAACCCACGACUCGAGGCACUGUGCCCAGUUUUAAGGAGGUUAACGUAAUUCACAAACGUUUUAUAGCUGGGGCCGAUGCGUGCAUUGAGCACUGGGGGGCCAAAUUUGUGCAAUCAAAUAGUGCUAAACUUCACACCGUUUCACAGCCACUCAUACAACAAAUUCGCACUAUACUAUCCAGUAGGGCACCUCUGCGUGCGAGGGUACAGAAAAACAGGGCACAUGUGACAAUACUGGGGCACCCGGAGCAUUACCGUGCCACACAGUCCGGAGAACACAAGGCGGCCCGUGCCCUCCACAUUGCCGAUGGGGAUAUUGAUGGCGAAAUAUAUGAUGAUGGUGAGUUUCUCCGUGAAGUGGUUCGCCGUGGUGGUGCUGUAAAAUUGCAGCAGCAACUUCAAGAAAUACAGCGUGAGCUGCAGUCCAGUGAGGAACCAGCGAAGCGUGGCUUUCAUAGGUUGACUAAAGGUAAGGCAGUUAAUUACGAACCGCGGCCCAAGUUGGUUGGUUUCCUUCUACCUGUGCCGUUCGCAGUGAAUGGGCAGCAUGAGGUGUUGUUCAAGUCUUUAUUCCAAUAA
Molecule: messenger RNA, 1482 nt
Organism: Trypanosoma brucei brucei TREU927
Lineage: Eukaryota; Euglenozoa; Kinetoplastea; Trypanosomatida; Trypanosomatidae
Exons: 1
Coding region: 1-1482 (493 amino acids)
Cellular component (GO): nucleolus
Source: RefSeq, a predicted model, not a curated record